CGAACGAGGAAUGGAGCGCUUGGCGCAGUCGCACGCCCGACGACAGCACUGGCCCAUCAUGCCUGCGACAGGUCUGGAGCUGCAAACAAUUGCUCCAUUGAGAGAGGCGUGGCACCGACUCCUUGGUGAAAAUGCCAAGACCUGGUGGACGAAGGCGCAACAUGCGUACAGCGAACCACAGCGAGCUUAUCACACACUGCUCCACCUUGCCACCAUGUACGAUUUGUAUCACACACAUCGCGACGCCUUGGCAUUGGCGUCAUGGCAGCGCGUGUUUGUCCUGGCUAUCGUGUUUCAUGACAUUGUGUACGACCCGUUGUCUAAGACAAACGAGCUUGACAGCAUCUCUUCGUUUCGAAUGUUCGUCAGCGACGCCUGCCCUUCGAUGGGCUCUGAAGAAAUUGGUCUCGUGGAAGCCAUGAUCGAAGCGACAAUUCGACAUGAAAUGCCCGCGUCGUGCAACUCAGAUGCCGCUCGGCAUGUGAUCGGAUCUUUUCUUGACCUGGACUUAGCGAUUUUAAGCAGCACAAACGAUGUGUACGACGAGUACACCAAGCAAAUUCGGAUGGAAUACAUUGCGUAUAGCGAAGCUGAGUUUCAACAAGGUCGUGCCGCGGUCCUGAAGUCGUUCCUUCAUCGCGACAACCUCUACUUCACUCGGCGAUUCCAAGAUGAGUGGACAGCGGCUGCACGGGCCAACAUCGAGAGGGAACUGAAGAACCUGACGGGUUAAAUACCAUGUUUGGGCUGCGAGAUAGAGGACCCAUCAUGCCUCUUCUGUCUCAACGUGUCGCCCAAUGGCAUGGGAAGCUUCAUUGUGUACGCCUCCAUUUUCUCGGGGUGGAAAGUUAAUGAGCCCGCCUUAGUUUCUCG
Messenger RNA from Aphanomyces invadans, 873 nucleotides. RefSeq lists its product as hypothetical. The transcript has a single exon. The record is from RefSeq and is a predicted model, not a curated record. The coding region runs from base 11 to 733 and encodes 240 amino acids. Lineage: Eukaryota; Oomycota; Saprolegniomycetes; Saprolegniales; Verrucalvaceae.